AUGUCUUGGACACCCUCAUCCACUAAAAAAUCCAAAAAGCUUCUGAAAGCUCACGAAUCACCACUUGUCAUAAAGGUUGAGCCGGACUUCGAACCACCAACUUCUCUGCUUUUCCCUUCCCCUCCUCUUCCACCGCCGCUACCGUCACCGCAAUUGCAGUCGCAGUCGCAGUCGCAGCCAGUGCCCCAGCUAACAAAGUUCUCUCCUCCCGUGUCCCUUCGCCAGGCAAAGCCGGGCCGGAUGACACCCAAGGAACGUGUCGUCAGCAAGGGUCCGCUUAAAGAGAAAGUAAAUUACCCACCCCAUGAGCAGCAGUCGGAGUAUAACCGUCAGAGGCUGCUGGAAAUGGAGUUGUACCCUUCCGAUGGGGUCGGGAGUUAUCCGAGGAGUAUACCAUUCAAGGGGAGCAAAGAAGAUUUUCUCCGAAAAACUGGGAGGAAUCGUUUUGACGGUGAGAUGAACCCCCCUCGUCCUCCUACCCCAUGAAAGGGAUCGAAAAGAAAACGGGGGGGGACAAGUCAAUAAUUACCGUUCCGUCGCUAAUCCCUAUUGGCAGUGUUCGAAUAUCGCUUCACAGCACCGAACGUGAAGGGUGAGAAAAAAUGGUGGUGGGUGAUGUGGGAUUAUUAUAACGGCCUCGUCAGAGUGCACGAUUUCUUCGACUGCUGUAAGCCCGGGAAGGUGGGUGGUAAAAGCAAAACUUUGAUCUAUCUAGCUUUUGCCAGAGAGAAGAGAACUUUGGUAAAGAAACACGAAAUAACUAACAUGUGGACCAAUCUUGACAGACUGAACCCGGAAAUGCCGUUAGGGAAAAGGUUAAUCCAGGACUUGCGUCCGUGUGCCACAACAUUACAGGCGGUAAUCUUCACGCACAAGGUAGGCAGACAGACACUAUCACACUUAUGAAGCCCUUAAGUUAUCAAACUAACAAGCCCCAUCCCUGGGGGGAGGGAGGAGCAACCCAGGCUACUGGAUACCAUACGAAGCAGCCAAGGCCCUCGCGGCAAAGUUCUGCUACAGGAUCCGUUACGCACUAACCAUUAUAUUCGGAGACUCCUUCCCAGAGCAAUGCCUUCCUGAGCACCACCCGGAGUUCGGCAAAUACCAGAUAGAUGCCAAAAUAAUAAGUGCAUGCUGUCAGAAAUCCGCUGCUCAGCUCUGCAUCGAGCAAAGACGCUUGCACGCCGCCAUACACCGCCAGCAUCAGCAUCAACGUCAGCAACAAGUGCCAUCACUCACACCCAAUGACGCUGCAGUAGGUCCAGGGACAUCUUCACUGCGCUUCGCAUCUACCUCUUCCACAUCUCCCUCCUCUUCCUCUUCUUCAGCAGCAGUAGUAGCAGAACCACGAUACCCCACCACUCGAAGACGGAAAAGCAUCUCCCCACCACUGACAUUACCGCCACCACCCCACUCCUCCUCAAGCAGCCAAAUCUACGCCCAAUACCGCCUCCGAACACGCACCCGCACUCCUCCUCCUCCCCCACCGCCUCCGCCACCACCUCCUGCCGAAUCAUCAUCACCAUCAUCUUCUGCAAAAAGGUAUUUCGACCCCGUGAGAGAAACUUGGACGGACGGGAAUAGUCCGCAGAGGAGGAGGCUUGAUAGGGAAAAUAGCGGCGUUGCAGACGGAGGACCACAAUUACUAGUACCAAAUCAAGAUGCUGAGCAAGACAGGGAUACUAGAGCUUCAACGAACACCCUCUACGAGUACACAAGCAACAAUAACAAAAGCGUAGUGAACAAGCAGAACCCGCAACAAGGAGAAAAGGAGAAAUGCCUGCCACCAAUAACUCCCCUCCUGCACCUCCCGUACCCGCACACUGAAACAAACGCAAACUCCUACUACCGGCCCAGACCACAAGAGCCAGAACCAACCCCCAAGCGCGCAAAGCAUUCCCGAGUAUCCGCCCCGCCGAGAUUCGUCCUGGGAACCUUUUCCCGUGGGCAGCGGGUUUGCCGGAGUGACUCUUUUUCACUAUCGCCGCCCUCCUCCUCCGCCUCUCCCGCUGGGAGAGGAGGGGGGGAGACGCAAGAGGAACACGUGCUAGCAGUGGAAGCGGCGGGGAAUCUGAUGAAGUUGAGGUUGGAUGAGUUUAAUUCAAACACUGAGGGGAGCGCAGGGGCAGGGGGGAGGAAGAGGAGACAGUCGCGGUGA
This is a messenger RNA of Tuber aestivum (summer truffle), 2158 nucleotides long. Lineage: Eukaryota; Fungi; Ascomycota; Pezizomycetes; Pezizales; Tuberaceae. The record is from the annotation of a GenBank genome assembly.